This is a messenger RNA of Hypanus sabinus (Atlantic stingray), 1602 nucleotides long. RefSeq names its product citrate lyase beta like (gene clybl). The transcript has 10 exons. Lineage: Eukaryota; Metazoa; Chordata; Chondrichthyes; Myliobatiformes; Dasyatidae. The record is from RefSeq and is a predicted model, not a curated record. The coding region runs from base 224 to 1168 and encodes 314 amino acids. Gene Ontology annotation, molecular function: (S)-citramalyl-CoA lyase activity. Gene Ontology annotation, biological process: regulation of cobalamin catabolic process.
GGUGGUGUUCAGUGGGAGGCUCGGUGGUCGGCAGCUGCAGAUCUUCAGGAACACAAGGUUGUCUCUGCUGCACAGCCCCUUCAGAGUAGUUGACAGAGGAUUAUAUUUCUCAAAGAACUCAUUCAGGCUGUUGUUCAUUCAAUGCUGAACUGACUGAUAGAGCCACCUAUGGAGACACCGGAGAAGACUUAACUCAGCCAAGACAGGCCACGCUCAUGGGCCAAUGCUGCGCUGUCACAUCUCAUCCGGAGCACACACCAACCACAAGUAUGUACCGCGGAGGGCUGUCCUUUACGUGCCCGGGAACGAUGAAAGAAAACUCCAGAAGAUACCCAAUCUCCGUGUAGAUUGUGCUGUACUCGACUGUGAAGAUGGAGUUGCAUUAAACCGAAAGGAAGAUGCAAGGCAGACAAUCGCGAAGAUGCUCAGUCAACCUCAGGUGGGGCACACAGACCUGUGCAUCCGGAUCAACUCUGUCUCAAGUGGCCUCGCUGAGCUCGAUAUGGAAGCUAUUUUACCCUCUAAAGACCGCCCUCCAACCUUGAUGCUCCCCAAAGUUGAAAACACCGAAGAAAUAAAAUGGUUUGCAGACACAUUUGCAAAAUACUCCAAGGGUCAGCCUGUAAAGGAGCCAAUGAAUUUAAUCACUUUUGUGGAGACCGCAGUUGGUUUGCUGAAUUUCAAGGAUGUAUGUCAAGAAGCACAACGUCUUGGAGCCUCUGCUGGUUUCCUACUUGAUGGAGUGGUAUUUGGAUCAGAUGACUUCUGUGCCAGUAUAGGUGCUACAAGGACUGAAGAUGCUUGGGAACUUCUAUAUGCAAGGCAAAAGGUCGUUGCAACAGCAAAGGCUUUCGGUCUGCAAGCCAUAGAUCUGGUUUAUAUUGACUACAAGAAUGAGAAGGGCCUAAGCAAGCAGUCAAGAGAGGGUGCCCUGAUGGGGUUCACUGGUAAACAAGUGAUCCACCCCGAACAAAUUCCAAUCGUGCAAGAAGCCUUUUCUCCAAGUGCCGAGAGGAUAAAAUGGGCCUUGGAAUUGAUUGAGGCUUUUGAAGAACAUCAAAAACUGGGAAAGGGAGCCUUCACCUUUCAUGGAAGUAUGAUCGACAUGCCAUCUCUGAAACAAGCCCAAAACGUUGUCACGCUGGCCAGGGCCAUCAAGGAAAUGUGAAAGCUGAAAGAAUUGGUUUUGUACAAUAUAUCACUGGCAGAUGCAGUGGAAAAAAAAUAAACAGAAGGAGAAAGACUGAGAGAGAGAGAGACAGACAGACAGACAGAAACCGAUUUCUUGUGUGAAAUGUUGAAGAGGUCACUGCAACACUGAUUAUAUUUUAAUUAUAUGACAUCUUAAAACUCACACUAUUGUAAUUUAAAAAUAAGCAUAUUGUUUAAUCUCUCAAAUACUAUCAUCAUAUGUGAUUGUCUCAACCUAGCAUUCCUACUGAGCACGUAACUGAAGCCAGUAACUUCACAGUGUAUAGUUCGGGUCCGUGAGAUAGGAAAAGCCUUGGUCAUUUUUUCAGAUGCAGCAAUCGGAGGCGGAAUGUACUGGAAUUUCUGUGGACAUCUGUAGUUUCUGCAUCACAUUAAAAUCACUGCUUCUGA